AUGGAGUGGUUGAUUAAUGCAGGGGAGAUUCUACUGAAUCCAAAACAACAAGUUUUCAUCAUUUAUUUGUGGUUACUCUGGAAUGCACCGGAAAAAAAAUAUUUUGAGAAUGAGGUUCCAGAGAUUAAAGCUUUAAAAAGGACGACAAAGAACUAUGUGGAUGAUAUCAAUUGUACUUGUACUGUUUCCCGUAGGGGUCCUUCUUUGUCACUCAAGAAUAAUAACGUUUGGUUUCUUCCAGAUGAAGGUUGCUUUAAACUUAAUGUAGAUGGUGAUGUUGGAGUUUUGAAUGGCACACGUGGUAUAAAGGCGGUGAUCCGUAAUGAAGAGGGAAGUCUUGUAGGGGCAAUUGCUAUGCCGGCCCCCUCCCUCAUCUCUGUUCUUGCUAUCAAAUUAUAUGCCAUUGGAAAGGGAUUGGAGUUUGCUAUUGACUUGGGUUGCAUUUCACUGAUAGUCAAAACUAAUUCUCUAAAUGCAGUUCAACUUGUUCAGAGUGAUGGAAAUUGUUUGGCUAUAGACAGGGUCUUUUUGGAUAGGAUUCGAGAUUUAAUCGAAGCGCAUCAAAUUACGGUUUCCUAUGUACCAAGGGAAGCUAACUUUGUGGCGCAUAGAUUAGCAUGUUAUAGCUUACAAUGUCGUGAGUCCUCGUUUUGGGUUGAGUCUGGGCCACCAUGGCUUGUAAAAAGUAUCGUGGCUGAGUCCGGGGAAAUGGUUUAUUUAAAGUGCUUAUGUAGAGACUCUUUUUCCUUGGCUAAGGUUUUUACCACUGGUUUACUUAGUUAA
Molecule: messenger RNA, 783 nt
Organism: Malus domestica (apple)
Lineage: Eukaryota; Viridiplantae; Streptophyta; Magnoliopsida; Rosales; Rosaceae
Molecular function (GO): RNA-DNA hybrid ribonuclease activity; nucleic acid binding
Source: RefSeq, a predicted model, not a curated record